This is a messenger RNA of Thlaspi arvense, 1467 nucleotides long. NCBI's taxonomy places the organism in Eukaryota, Viridiplantae, Streptophyta, Magnoliopsida, Brassicales, Brassicaceae. The record is from the annotation of a GenBank genome assembly.
AUGGCCAAGUGUCACCGGAACAAUGUCGACUCUCUCAUCCUUCACCGUAUUCCAUCCGCUUCUUCUUCCUCCACUUCCGGGAACUCCUUCUCUGGAUCGACACUCCGCUGGAUGAUUUUCGACGCCAUUAGCUGCGGCGGUAGCUCUCGUUAUCGACGUGAACUCCGAGAAGACGACGAUGAAGAUAAAACCUAUUUCACAAAACCGCAUGUCGCGACGAGUGAUUCGAAAUCUGAAAUAGGAGGGGAUGAUUUAGCAUCCGAGGGUGUAUUGACGAAAUCGGAGAAGCUAAGCGAUCUGUUAAACUUAGCGGCGACGGAAACUGGUGACGAGACGAAGAACAGGGAGGAGACGGUGGAGAUUCUGAAACGCGUGGUUAGGGAUUUAGUAGUGGAGUGUGGAGACGACGGCGGCGAGAAGAAAAUAGCGGCGGCUACUGAGGUUCGGUUGUUAGCGAAGGAUGACACGGAGGCGAGAGUGACGCUAGCGAUGCUCGGUGCGAUUCCACCGCUUGUUAGUAUGAUCGACGAUUCACCAAUCGAAGAUGCUCAGAUCUCUUCGCUCUAUGCUCUUCUCAAUCUCGGAAUCGGUAACGAUGCGAACAAAGCAGCCAUUGUUAAAGAAGGUGCUGUUCACAAAAUGCUGAAGCUAAUCGAAUCAUCAAAACCACCAAACCAAUCGAUCUCCGAGGCAAUCGUCGCGAAUUUCCUCGGGUUAAGCGCGUUGGAUUCAAACAAACCGAUCAUCGGUUCUUCGGGAGCGAUCAUCUUCCUCGCGAAAACGCUGAAAAGCUUUGAGGAAACAAACAGCUCGCAAGCUAGAGAAGACGCACUUCGAGCACUCUACAACCUCUCAAUCCAUCACCAAAACGUUUCCUUCAUACUCGAAACCGAUCUGAUUCAAUUUCUCUUGAACACAUUGGGAGACAUGGAAGUGAGCGAGAGGAUUCUCUCGAUCUUAACCAAUGUAGUAUCGGUUCCAGAAGGAAGAAAAGCGGUUGGAGCAGCGGUUGAAGCGUUUGCGAUAUUGGUUGAUGUUCUGAGCUGGAACGAUUCAACAAAAUGUCAAGAGAAAGCGAUUUACAUCCUCAUGUUGAUGGCUCACAAGGGACAUGGAGGUGAUCGGAGAGCGAUGAUCGAAGCGAGGAUCGAAUCGUCGUUGCUUGAGCUAACGCUCGUGGGAAGCGCGUUGGCGCAGAAGCGAGCCUCGAGGAUACUUGAGUGCUUGAGAGUUGUGGACAAAGGGAAGCAAGUCUCGGCUCCGAUCUAUGGAACAUCUUCGUCUUCUUCAAUGGGUAGAGAGAGAGGUGGUGAGAUUAGGAUGAGUGAUGAGAGAAAAGCUGUGAAGCUAUUAGUACAACAGAGUUUACAGAGCAACAUGAAGAGGAUUGUGAUGAGGGCUAAUUUACAACAAGACUAUGUUACUACUACAACUUCAGAGCAUUUUACAAAGAGCUUAACGUUUUGA